Molecule: messenger RNA, 7229 nt
Organism: Homo sapiens (human)
Lineage: Eukaryota; Metazoa; Chordata; Mammalia; Primates; Hominidae
Gene: KNOP1
Product: lysine rich nucleolar protein 1
Exons: 5
Coding region: 880-2256 (458 amino acids)
Cellular component (GO): nucleolus
Source: RefSeq, marked reviewed
GACUCGAAGUGGACUUCCGGGUCACGGCGGAGCUGGCUCUCACGUGGAGGCGGGGAAAUUUCGCCCACCGGUGAGUGCCAGGGCGCGUUGCAGGCGGGCCGGCGCGGGGUGUGGAGAUUGCACCAGAGGAAGUGCGCGGCGGGGAAGAUGGGGAAAUGCGGUCCACCCACAUCCCUGAAUCCGACCCCUCCAGUCGGUGUGCGCCCGCUCCGGCCUGAGGCCGCCGCCUCCAGAAAGUUUUCCCGCCUCAGAGCCGGCCCUGGGACCCCACGUAAUCCCUCCCAGUCUGUUGAUGCGGAGGCUUGGGCCCAUGGGAGCCUUGGAGGUACGGAUCUUACUUCCUGGCUCCCGCGCGUCCUGCUGGUGAUCCUGCCGGGGGAGUGGGGUGUUGCUGCACAGGCUUUGGAGUCCUGUGGGCGGAAUUCCAGUCUCCGUUUUCCACUUGCUGGCUUUGGAACCUAGGGCAAGUGAAUUAUUGUAGUCUCUGGAGCUUGCGAGGUCGGGUAUUCACAAAGAUCUUCACAAGGCUGUCCCUGGAAUUUAAAAGCGGUUUUGGAGAAAGCGUUUGCGUUUGCAGGAGAUGCACUGUAACGUUCUUUUCCUUUCUCCUUGAAAGAGUGAAUGCAUUUGGUCGCAGGGCUAAAGAGGAGGAUGCUAUACUUUUCUAAAUGGCAAGAGAUGGGGAGAGAAGGGGAUUAAGAGUUGACCCGCAACCUCCCGGUGGAUUCUUUGUUCUUACCAGAUCUCUUGGCCACUCCCCUAUUCUGAAGUCGUCUUGGCUCUCUUGACUGCUCCCCUAUUCUGAAGUCGUCUUGGCUCUCUUGACUGCUCCCCUAUUCUGAAGUCGUCUUGGCUCUCCUGACUACACUAUUUCAAGGAAUGAUCACCAAGACACACAAAGUAGACCUUGGGCUCCCAGAGAAGAAAAAGAAGAAGAAAGUGGUCAAAGAACCAGAGACUCGAUACUCAGUUUUAAACAAUGAUGAUUACUUUGCUGAUGUUUCUCCUUUAAGAGCUACAUCCCCCUCUAAGAGUGUGGCCCAUGGGCAGGCACCUGAGAUGCCUCUAGUGAAGAAAAAGAAGAAGAAAAAGAAGGGUGUCAGCACCCUUUGCGAGGAGCAUGUAGAACCUGAGACCACGCUGCCUGCUAGACGGACAGAGAAGUCACCCAGCCUCAGGAAGCAGGUGUUUGGCCACUUGGAGUUCCUCAGUGGGGAAAAGAAAAAUAAGAAGUCACCUCUAGCCAUGUCCCAUGCCUCUGGGGUGAAAACCUCCCCAGACCCUAGACAGGGUGAGGAGGAAACCAGAGUUGGCAAGAAGCUCAAAAAACACAAGAAGGAAAAAAAGGGGGCCCAGGACCCCACAGCCUUCUCGGUCCAGGACCCUUGGUUCUGUGAGGCCAGGGAGGCCAGGGAUGUUGGGGACACUUGCUCAGUGGGGAAGAAGGAUGAGGAACAGGCAGCCUUGGGGCAGAAACGGAAGCGGAAGAGCCCCAGAGAACACAAUGGGAAGGUGAAGAAGAAAAAAAAAAUCCACCAGGAGGGAGAUGCCCUCCCAGGCCACUCCAAGCCCUCCAGGUCCAUGGAGAGCAGCCCUAGGAAAGGAAGUAAAAAGAAGCCAGUCAAAGUUGAGGCUCCGGAAUACAUCCCCAUAAGUGAUGACCCUAAGGCCUCCGCAAAGAAAAAGAUGAAGUCCAAAAAGAAGGUAGAGCAGCCAGUCAUCGAGGAGCCAGCUCUGAAAAGGAAGAAAAAGAAGAAGAGGAAAGAGAGUGGGGUAGCAGGAGACCCUUGGAAGGAGGAAACAGACACGGACUUAGAGGUGGUGUUGGAAAAAAAAGGCAACAUGGAUGAGGCGCACAUAGACCAGGUGAGGCGAAAGGCCUUGCAAGAAGAGAUCGAUCGCGAGUCAGGCAAAACGGAAGCUUCUGAAACCAGGAAGUGGACGGGAACCCAGUUUGGCCAGUGGGAUACUGCUGGUUUUGAGAACGAGGACCAAAAACUGAAAUUUCUCAGACUUAUGGGUGGCUUCAAAAACCUGUCCCCUUCGUUCAGCCGCCCCGCCAGCACGAUUGCAAGGCCCAACAUGGCCCUCGGCAAGAAGGCGGCUGACAGCCUGCAGCAGAAUCUGCAGCGGGACUACGACCGGGCCAUGAGCUGGAAGUACAGCCGGGGAGCCGGCCUCGGCUUCUCCACCGCCCCCAACAAGAUCUUUUACAUUGACAGGAACGCUUCCAAGUCAGUCAAGCUGGAAGAUUAAACUCUAGAGUUUUGUCCCCCCAAAACUGCCACAAUUGCUUUGAUUAUUCCAUUUAUGCUGGAGAUUACAAAUUUUUUUUGUGAAAAAAUCAGAUCUUGGUGAGGACCUCGAGCAGUAAGAUAUAAAUAACUCCCAUAAGCUUAGCGUUCCAGUAAUGGAACACUAGGCAUAAAUGGUUUAUUCAGUUGUGCAAAUGAAAGCCAUCUGACAGUUGGCUCACAUUGAACACCUGUGGAGAUUAAGGACGAGGACAACUAUAUUGAUGGGCUUGGAUGAACUGGGGCAGGGCAGCUCAUAUUUCGGGAGCCAGGAGAACGAGUGAGUGCUAAAACCUCCUGUUUUCUGUGUUAAACAUUCCGUCCCUGUUUGAGACAUCAGUAUGUACAGUUAACUUUUGUUGAGUGUUUAGCAGGUACUAGGGACAUACUAGUGUUUUCCUUAAUGUAUUUAAUCUUCAUAAUUAUGAAAUGGGUGCUAUUAUUAGCCCCAUCUUAUAGAUGAGGCAACUGAGGUUCAGGGAUAAAGUAAUAAAAUUGCCUGGGGUCACCCAGCCACUAAGUGCAGGGUGUUGUACUUUUGUACCCGAAGCCCUAAGUUCACUAUUCGCCACUCUGAAUGUCCCCUUUAGGGAAUUUCCACCAGAAUCCUCGUUGGGGAUUGAAAUGUCUUUAGAUGGAGGAAAAAGUUUUAUGACAAGUCUGCAUCUCUGAUAAAAAGUGGAGUGAAUGAGGAACGGAGAAUCGCAAACUCCUUUUCCUUCCUUUUCCUUUCCCCUGUCAUAGAGCAGCUGUAGGCAGAGAGGUGUCUGAGUUGUUACCAAACACAUGUGACUGAGCUGCUGCUGCUGGGAAAUGUGCCUCUAAACCAGUCCUGCCUUUUCCACUGGUGUCCCUUCGGCCCUAAGUGCUGAGGUAGGAUUUUUGUGCUUUGACUGGAUUCUGAACAAGGCAUUUUAGGAAGAGUGGUUAGUCCCGCAAAUGAAUCAAUGGCAGAUCCCAGGGACGUGUGUGUGUGUUUUGAGAUAGGCUCUCACUCUGUCACCCAGGCUGGAGUGUAGUGGCAUAUCACGGCUUGUUGCAACCACUACCUAUCCAGCUUAAGUGAUCCUCCCACCUCAGCCUCCCAAGUAGCUGGGACUGUGGGUGUGCACCACAACAACCAGCUAGUGUUUAAAAUUUUUUGUAGAGAUGGGGUCUCACUAUAUUGUCCAGGCUAGUCCCAAACUCCUGGACUCAACUCAUGCUCCUGCCUCAGCCCCCAAGAGCUGGGAUCACAGGUGUGAGCCACUGUGCCCAGCCCCAGGGAUGUGUCUGAUGAGAUUCUUUUUUAUCACAAGGAAGAGAAUCCCAGGUGACUUCUGUAGGUGGAUAUUGAAUGCCAGGAGGAGAUGAACGUGUGGAGAUGACACGGGAAGUUGCCUCAUCGGCUGUGGGGACAGCGUUUCCAAGCCUGGACUCUACAGCAAGCCUCAAAGAGCUCCAGGUCCAGUGGCCCAAGUCGCAUGUGACCAUCUGUGACCACCUUCUUUCCACUCACCUAGCUUUUUGCAUCCCAAAAUACAGGUUCUGACUGGGACAUUUUCACGAUCGUUUGGCCUGAACAUGCCUCCUACAGACAUCCCAGCCCAGGCAGGCCUCGAUGGCCAGAAAGUUCAGUCUCACGUGGCAGGAAGGCCUGAUUAGGGCCUGGUUCAACAGCUCGCCAAGGAAGCAUUCUCUCCAUCAUCUCCAGUGUUGGCUUCAUCAAGGCUAGUACAAAGAUGGCAGUAACAGUUCCAGGCAGCAUAUCAAGACCCUAGAACAUUCCAGAGGAAGAAAAGCCUUUUUGUGUCUCAAGGAAACUUCCAGAAGCCUCCAUUGCUGGGCAAUGAGUCAUCUGCCCAUAGCUGCACCCGCCCCUGUCAUGGGAAGGCUGGUGAUUCCCUUCAGUCAAGAAGAGUGGAUGCUGGUGAAGUGGCCAUGGUGUCCACAGCUGCCCAUUGGGCAGAGGUGAGGCAGGCACUUCAGGCAGUUUCCCUGGCUCUGAACCCUGAUCCGCAAGCAUUGGCCAGGUCAAUAGUUGGACAAGUAUGUGCUACAAGGACCUACUUGGGCCACUUCCCUCAGGACGUGAACUUGUCCUGCCUUUCUUUCCUGGAUUCAACCUUGAGAUACAUAAUGGGAGAGGCCGUGGAAAGCCCAAGAGGCAGUGUUCUGGAUUUGAGUGAGUGCCUUCUGGGCACCUCCUCCUUUGAUGGAGAAACAAAUCCCUCCUGACCUUGAGCAACACUACAGGAAUGUGCCUGGUGUAAACAGGAACCAGCCGUUCGUUUCUUUUUUUUUGAGAUGGAGUCUCACGGUCGCGCAGGCUGGAGUGUGGUGGCGUGAUCUCGGCUCAUUGUAACCUCUGCUUCCUGGGUUCAAGCGAUUCUUGUGCCUCAGUCUCCUGAGUAGCUGGAAUCGGCCGUUUACUACUCAUAGUUUUUAUCUUGCCAAGAGGUCACCCUGACGUUGGCCUGCCUUAGCUCUGUUAAAAAGGUUGUGCUCUGCCAGGUGCGGUGACUCACGCCUGUAAUCCCAGCACUUUGGGAGGCCAAGGUGGGCGGAUCACGAGGUCAAGAGUUCGAGACCAGCCUGACCAACAUGGUGAAACCCCGUCUCUACUAAAAAUACAAAAAUUAGCUGGGUGGGUGUGGUGUCACGGGCUUGUAAUCCCGGCUACUCAGGAGGCUGACAGGAGAAUCGCUUGAACCCGGGAGGUGGAGGUUGUAGUGAGCUGGGAUGGUGCCACUGCACACUCUAGCCCCGGGCAACAGAAUGAGACUCUGUCUCAAAAACAAACAAAAAAAAACUGUCUUUGGGUGAUUGUGGAGAGGUGAUCAUAUGUCCGCUGUGUUGCUCCCAUCCAAGCCCUGGUGACUGGUAGCUCUCAUGAGGGUGUGAUGGUCAGGCCUUGCCCCUGGUGUAAAUUCUGUCUGUAAUAGGCUGUGACUUUCUAACUCAACAUCACCACUGGCUUAGGAGUUCCAUUUGCACAGGGGGAGCUUUAUUGCUUUUCUAUAUACAUAAGAACUUUACGUCUCACCAGUGGAGGUUGGGCAGCCAAGACACCACAAUGCUGGGUGUCUUCAGAAUGGACUUAAUCUUGUCCUUUUGCUUUCUGCCAGUGCAGAUCACCAUCUCUCAGAUGAGCAGGACCCCACCCUCUGGCAGUCUUGUCUUGGGAGAAUCACUCUGAGCUCCCAUCCUUUGUAAAUUAACAUUGGUUUGAGCACCACCCUCCAUCACGGCUGCAGUGAGCCAUGAUUGCACCACUGUGUUCCAGCCUGGGUGACAGAGCAAGACCCCAUUCCAAAAAAAAAAAAAAAUUUGCCAAAUAGACACAGUCCUCACAAAAGAAGUUGGCAGAAUAACACCCCUUCCUACCACAUCUCCUCAGAACCUGUGUAUUUGUUAGGUUACGAAACAAAAGGGAAUUAAGUUUGCUAAUCAGCUGACCUUAAAACAGGAAGAGGAUCCCGUGUUUCUGGGUGGGCCGGAGGAAUCACAAAGAUCCCUAAAUGUGGAAGAGGAAGGCAAAAAAGAGUCCACAUCAAAGAGACUUAAGAAAGACUUGACUAGACACUGCUGGUUUUGAAGAUGGGAAGGGAAGGGUCAGAAGCCAAGGAAUGUGUGUGCUGUCUAGAAGCUGGAAAAGGCAAGGAAGUAGAUUCUCCCCUAGAGCCUCCCAGAAGGAGCGUAGCCCUGCUGAUGCCUUAAUUUUAGCUCAGUGAGACCAGGCGGACUUAAGACCUAUAGAACCGUCAGAUGACAACAUUAUGUUUUAAGCCGCUACAAUUGUGGCAAUUUGUUAAAGUAACAAUAGAAGACCUAAUGUAAGUAAGUCUCAUGUGGAAGUUGCCAUGGUUUUGUUUUUCUUUCUUUUUUUUUUUUUGAGACAGUCUCACUCUCACUCCACGCCCAGGCUGGAGUGCAGAGGCGUGAUCUCAGCUCACUGCAACCUCCACCUCCAGGGUUCAAGCGAUUCUCCUGCCUCAGCCUCCUGAGAAGCUGGGAUUACAGGUGAGCACCACCACACCCAGCUAAUUUUUUUUUGUAUUUUUAGUAGAGAUGGAGUUUCACCAUGUUGGCCAGGAUGGUCUUGAUCUCUUGGCCUCAUGAUCCACCUACCUCAGCCUCCCAAAGUGUUGGUAUUACAGGCAUGAGCCACCGCACCCAGGCCCCAUCAUUUUUAUUUUCUACAAUUCUGGCUGACAUCUUAUUGCUCCAUCCUUGCUAAUGAUAGACUUCAUCUCACAUAGACCAGUGUUUUCAGAGACCGGCUUAUUGAUUCAGUAAAGGGCUGGGGGAAACUGCACACACAAGGACAUAUAAAAUCUAAGCCUCUGCCUGGGCCACAUGACAGGAUUCAGAAGCACCUUUGAUAUAAUGGGUGCCCGACCUCAUGUGAAAGUCCAAGUUCAGGUGUAAUGUGAGAGCGGUAAGAAUUCACUGGCCUAGGCUUGGGAACUAAUGCUGCCCACCACGUUCAGCCUCAGAGGAGAAGAAAUGACUUGAAGAACAUAAUUUGUGAAUUUGCCAAUUGUUUUUCAUUUUAUAGCAUCACACAGUAAAAGUAGAUAAAAUAAUUUUAAUGAAAAUACUUCUGUGGGCCAGGUGCGGUGGCUUACGCCUGUAAUCCCAGCACUUUGGGAGGCCGAGGCGGCGGAUCACCUGAGGUCAGGAGUUCUAGACCAGCCUGACCAACAUGGAGAAACCCCAUCUCUACUAAAAAUACAAAAUUAGCUGGGUGUGGUGGCGCACUCCUGUUAUCCCAGCUACUCAGGAGGCUGAGGCAGGAGAAUUGCUUAGACUCGGGAGGCGGAGGUUGGGGUGAGCCGAGAUCACGCCAUUGUACUCCAGCCUGGGCAACAAGAGUGAAACUGUCUCAAAAAAAAGAAAAAAAAACAGAAUUUUGUGAAAUAAAGGCCACUUGGGAGUAUCUGAGCCACCCCA